GGAAAUACCUCUGUGAGAAAUGUAAGAAAUGUUCAGCCCAUCAGCGUGAUGAGAUGCGCUGCAGUGUAUAUAAAGACCCCCUGUACUUCCACAAACCAACUCAUCUCAGCAGCAAAGAGGCAAACACACAGAUUAGAAGAAGACUAAAUUCAUGACGUUGCUCUGAACUUUGGUGUGUGUGUGUGUGCACCUGUGCUUCAGACAUGAAUCUCUUGCCAUCUGUAGUGGUGUUGGGACUGUGCUGCACGCUCAGCUCUCUGACGGUAUCAGGAUCUGAAGAGACCGGUUUGAGCAAGUCUUUCAUUCUGGAUACCAUCAAAGAAGCCAAGCAAAUUGUAGACGACUCUUAUUUGUACUCUCGUCAAAAGAGCCUUGACAGGGUGCGCAGGACCGAUUUUAUCAAGCCGUCAGAUAUCCUGCGUCUGAUGAAGCAGCCGAAACGGAAGGCGCGUGAAGCCGUGAGGGCUGCGGAUUACCUGGAGCAGACGUUGAGGCUCAUCUCAGAGAAAACACACCAUGCACACAAGAGAUCGAUCAACGCCACAGCAUUGCUUAGUCAUGAAGACCUUGAGAUGAUCGCCCGUCUGACUGGCUGUCACGCUCAAACCCAGCCACCUCCAUGCCGAACGACACCAGAUCUUAACAAAUAUCGUACGGCCACCAGUGUCUGCAACAACCAUGUACAUCCACUUCGAGGUGCUUCAAACACAGCUUUCACCCGCUGGCUGCCUCCUGUUUAUGAAGAUAGCAUCUCCCAACCUCAAGGAUGGAACCCAGGAAGAAGCUAUAAUAAUUUUUUGCUACCUCUGGUGAGGCUGGUAUCAAACCGUAUUUUCAGCACACAGGACCAAAGUGUUCAAGGAGACAAUCAGUACACACUGCUUAUCACCUUCUUCGGCCAGUGGAAUGACCAUGACCUGACCUUCACCCCCAUGUCUCCCAGCAUCCGGUCCUUUAGCAACGGCAUUGAUUGCGAUGCGAGUUGCGAACGCUCCGAGCCAUGCUUCCCUAUUCAGAUUCCUAAAGAUGACCCUCGCCUGCCCUCGGGUCCCAACAGCUGCCUUCCUGUUUUCCGCUCUGCUCCCGCCUGCGGCUCUGGAAAUGGCGCUUACAUGUUUGGAGGUGUUCCAAAGAUACGGGAGCAGAUCAACACUCUGACGGCAUACCUGGAUGCAGGUCAGCUGUAUGGUUCUGAGGAAAAGCUCGCUCUAGAACUCCGGGACCUCUCUAAUGAUGGCGGCCUGAUGCGAGUCAAUGACAGAUUCAAGGACAACGGGCGCGAGCUUCUGCCCUUCACCAAGCUGAACACCAACAUGUGCGCCACACGCAAUCGCAUUCUGAACACCACAGGCCAACAGGAAGUGCCAUGUUUUAUCGCAGGUGAUGAGCGCGUGGACGAGAACAUCGCUCUCACUUCGCUGCACACACUCUUCCUGCGAGAGCACAACCGGGUCGCUCGUGCUCUGCGCCGUUUGAACCCGUUUUGGAGUAGCGAACAGCUUUAUCAGGAAGCUCGCAAAAUUGUGGGAGCCUACCAUCAGAUCAUAGUGUUUAGAGAUUAUCUGCCACACAUCGUGGGACCGGAGGCCGCACGCACAAAGCUCGGCAAGUAUCCCGGGUACAACCUCAACGUUGACCCGAGCAUCUCCAACGUUUUCGCCACCGCUGCGUACCGCUUCGCCCACGCCACCAUCCAGCCCCUCAUCUUCCGUCUGAACGAAAACUUUCGGGAAAAUCCACAGUUUCCCAGCGUUCCUCUGCACCAGGCCUUUUUUACACCGUGGAGAAUUAUAUUCGAAGGUGGGAUUGACCCUCAGAUCCGGGGGCUGAUUAGUAGUCCGGCGAAGCUGAACAAGCAGGACGGGAUUCUGGUGGACGCUGUGAGAGAAAGACUUUUUGCUUUCACCAGCAAAAUCGCACAGGACCUGGGUUCACUUAACCUGCAGAGGAGCAGAGAGCAUGGCCUGCCAGGUUAUAAUGCAUGGCGGAGGUUUUGUGGCCUGUCCACACCCAGGAAUCUCAGAGAACUGAGUGCCGUUCUAAAUAAUGCAAAUCUGGCACGUAAACUCCUCGACCUCUACGGCUCUCCUGAUAACAUCGACCUCUGGGCAGCGGGUAUUGCAGAACCAUUCGUCGCCGGAGGCCGAGUCGGGCCGGUGUUCUCCUGCAUCAUUACUUCUCAGUUCCAGAAUAUUCGCCAAGGAGACAGGCUCUGGUGGGAGAACACUGGGGUUUUCACCCCACAACAGAGAGAUGCACUGAAUAGAGUGUCUCUAUCUCGCAUCAUCUGUGACAACACCGGCAUCAGCAGAGUUCCUAGAGACGCUUUCAGCUUUAGUCCCAACCAAGCAAGCUUCGUCAAUUGCAGAAGCAUCCCGGUCGUCAACUUGAGUGCUUGGAGGGAAUCAAGGGAGGGUGAAAAUGUCCUUGAUGAAAACGAGAUUCUAGGAAAAGAACAAACCGAUGACCUACAGGACGUAUUGGACAACCAGGUUCCAGGAGAAGAAGAAUCCAAUGACCUCCAGGACUUAGUGAACGUGCUGGACAACCAGAAAUGAGAGACCCCAGUGGUCUAUAUUGAAACCCCUGGACCCCCUGGAUACCCCUGAACCCCCAGGUUCUUGCAGCAUCCUGGAUGUCUGUGGACCCCUCGACCAUUUAUCCUUCUUUCAUCUAUAAACAUCUAAACCUCCACUAUCCCUAGAAAUCCGAGUUCACCUGGAACAUACAUGAAAUCAGCGACAUCUGCAGUGUCAAUGGUCUACCACUAGGGGUGCAUGUUCUUCAAAGGCAUCAUUUAACACUCAAGUUUUGUUACCUAGCAAUAUCCCAGGUUACUUAUACAAUCACACAACAUAUCCUUAUAUCAGUGAUUAUCGGUAACAAUAACAAUAGAAAGGGAUGAAUAUUUUGAGGUGGUUUAUAUACACCAGUACGCACAAAAGGACUGCUUUUACAUGGUUAUACAGUUCUUAUAUACAUCCUCCUUCCCUUUUCUCCUCCCCUGUGCACUGUUGUUUUUUUUUAGGUUACAAAUGAAAACAUUUUAUAGCUUCUUUCUAAAGAUAAUUGCUUUUGAAUGCUUUGUUAAUAACAUUUUAAUACACUGGCUUGAAGAAAAAAGAUUUACUGUGAAGGUAUUCAAUCAGACUCCUGUCAAAAUGAGUUAUGGUGCUAUAACGCUGAUGCUUUCUUUUUUUACUGAAGACCUAAAUGAGAUUUACUGCUCAUAUACCAGAUAACUCAGAUACCAGAGUUUUGGCAAAUUGACAACAUUUAGAAUAAGAUGAUGCAUUGUGUGAUCUGCUACAUAAGAUCUGUAUUCUGGUCUGAUCAGCGCUAUAGUUUUUACAUAUACUGCAUAUUUUUCAUUCUAUAAUACAUGCUCUCGUUGCCUUUUUUAAAUGUUGUGUUUUAUAUUUUAUACACAUUUUAUAUUGUGUUAUAAACCAGUUUGCAAAUAAAAUGAUAUACCUGGUCUGUGCAA
Molecule: messenger RNA, 3487 nt
Organism: Silurus meridionalis
Lineage: Eukaryota; Metazoa; Chordata; Actinopteri; Siluriformes; Siluridae
Product: eosinophil peroxidase-like
Exons: 17
Coding region: 204-2558 (784 amino acids)
Biological process (GO): response to oxidative stress
Molecular function (GO): heme binding; peroxidase activity
Source: RefSeq, a predicted model, not a curated record